Coffea arabica (coffee) is the source of this 1216-nucleotide messenger RNA. RefSeq lists its product as uncharacterized. NCBI's taxonomy places the organism in Eukaryota, Viridiplantae, Streptophyta, Magnoliopsida, Gentianales, Rubiaceae. Gene Ontology annotation, cellular component: membrane. The record is from RefSeq and is a predicted model, not a curated record. Gene Ontology annotation, biological process: protein ubiquitination. Gene Ontology annotation, molecular function: zinc ion binding; ubiquitin-protein transferase activity.
AAAGGAAAAACGAAAAAGAGAAUGCAAAGGGAACUACUCCAACUAAUAUGCUAUCCUAUACUCUGGCCUUGUUUGGAUUUUGCAUUGUAUCCUCAGGUCAACCUCUUUAAUUACUAGAGGAAGGGCAGAGGAAAGAGAAGAAAAAAGAGCGAUAGAAAUGGUGGAAGAAUUCAUGAUUUGUGUUGAUAGAUUAAUAGCUUCAUCAUCAGCAUCAUCUGCUGCAGCAGCUUGCUUUGAUUCCCCUGUAACUGAGGUUUCUAAUAGUGAAAGAGUACAAGAUAUUAAUGGAGUAAUGGAGGGUUUAAAGACCCAAGAAAGUGAAAAAAGUAAUGGUGAAUUUGGAAAUGAAAAAGAUGGUUUCUUGAGGGAGUGCAGAAUUUGUCAAGAAGAAGAUGAAGAACAAGACAUGGAAUCUCCUUGUGCUUGUAAUGGCACCCUCAAGUUUGCUCACAGGAAGUGCAUUCAGAGAUGGUGCAACAAGAAAGGUGAUAUCAGAUGUGAAAUCUGUAAUCAGAUGUUUUCGCCAGAUUAUAUCAGUCCACCAAAACAUGCUGAUGUUGUGGCAAUUGAUAUCAGGGAAGCAUGGGGUUCAAACUUUAAUCUUCAGGAUCCUCAUUUUCUGGCUUUUGCGGCAGCUGAACAGCAAUUCCUUCAGUCUGACUAUGAGUAUUACGCUAAUACAAAUAGUAGCACCCUCGCCUGUUUCCACUCAGUGGUUAUUGUGGUUAUGCUUCUCUUGCUGAUAAGACAUACAUUGCUGGUGACAAGGGAUUUUGGGAUGGUCCAAGAGUCUUCUACCUUCUAUCGAUACCAAAUUUUACUGCUUCAGCUUGCUGGUUUUCUCCUUCCUUGUUACGUGAUGGCCUGCUCAUGGUACAUUGCACAAUGUCGAAGGAGGAGGCAGGUUUAGGUAUCAGAUCAUGGAAGCUCAAUCAGUUUCUGCAGUUUCCAAGAAGAGUUCAUUUAUCUGCUAAUAUUCCCAGCAAGCGAGCCAUCUUUUCUGUAUCAUCUUCUUUGUGAUCCUAUGAGUUGCAUUUAUAUCAGAAGUUGCUAUUUUUAAUUAGCAAUUCUUGUAAAUAAUGUAGCUAUAAAGCUACCAUUGAAUCAUCUCUUCAAGCUUUCUGAUCUUUUGAUCUCAGAAGCAAAUGUAAAUGUGAAUGCUGAGUUCAUUAGGUCCUUGUGCUAUCUAUCUUUCUUGGUAUUUGCUUUGAUUACA